AUGUUAUUAUUUUAUUUACCUAUUUCCAGUCUUUUGUGAAUACUUCUUUCUUAUAAAAAUACUUUCUUAAUAUUUUUUUUAUAAAAAAUAGUGAUACAUAUAUUUAAAAUAUGGCAUCCUUAGCUAUUAGAGUGAAAAGUAAAAACGGUCAGCAGUUAUUAAAAGACUUGACCUCUGAAAGUACUGUGGGUGAACUAAAAAUGUAUCUUUCUAGUGUAACGAAUGUAAGUUGUGAGAGAAUAAGCGUCCUUUUAGGGUAUCCACCCAAACCUCUAGAUAUUAGUAACGAUGAGAAAAAAUUAAAUGAGAUUGGUUUAAAAUCCGGCGAAACCUUGAUAAUUGAGGAGAAAUCUAUGCCACAUACUGAAACUUCGACUCAAGCAAUAAAUAAAAAACCAGUAGAAAAUGGAACAGCGCCACAUGAACCGAAAGAUCCUUGCAGACCUGGAAUUCUAAUGAAGAAAGUAGUUCCUUCAGAUAACUCUUGCCUCUUCACGAGUAUAGGUUUUGUAUUGAAUGGAAAUGUUGAUACAACAGUACAUACCCUCAUGCGCCAGAUAAUAGGAAUGGAAGUAGCUGGUGACCAAGAAACUUAUAAUGAGGCUAUGCUUGGUAAACCUAAUGCUGAAUAUUGUGCUUGGAUCCAACAGCCAAGCUCCUGGGGAGGUGCUAUUGAGGUAGCAAUAUUAUCAAGAUUUUAUGGCAUAGAAAUGGCAGUUGUAGAUACCUUAAAUGCAAUUAUCAAUAGAUUUGGAGAGGACAAGAAUUAUGGACAACGAGUGUUUCUACUGUUUGAUGGUGUCCACUAUGACCCAUUGUAUUUAGAACAAUCAGAUGGUGGAAUUCAAACUGUAUUUCCUGCUGAAGAUAUGGAUAUCUACAAAGAAGCUGAACAACUUGCAAAGGAAGCGAAAUCUUCAAGACAGUUUACUGACCUAAAUAAAUUCACUUUAAAGUGUAUGAUUUGUCAAAAGCUCUUAACUGGGCAAGUCGAAGCACAGAAACAUGCUAAGGAGACAAUGCAUACUAAUUUUGGAGAAGUCUAGCAUACAAGGAGCAAGCCAAGGGGCAUAAUGACAUCACUUACUAAAAUCCUAGAUAAAUUCUUUUUGGCUCAUUAUUAGACUACAGCUGUUUAAAAAUUACUUUUCAAAUGCUUCAUUUUGGUUAUGCAUCUGUUGGUUUUAUUUUAAUUAAUUAUGAUUUAUUUUAAUUUGUGACCAUUGAUUAAUUUAAGCAUUAUAUAUAGUAAAGUUGUUUAAUUUUUUAGCUAAAUGAGACUGAAACAAAUGAAUUGAAUGAGGAAUAUAAUAAGUAUCAAUAUUGACACAAGAACUGCCAUUAACAUUUUAAAUUCACCAAGUGCUUAUAUAAUAGAACCGUAACUAUUAGAAUAUAUCAUGUUUGUAGGAUCCUUAAAGCUGGGUUAUUUUUAUCUAUAUUCUGUGUAGGGGUUUUUUUUUGGUGCGGGAGGGUUAUGUGGGAUUCGCUAUUGUGCUAACCCACUAAAACCCCAAGGCGCCAACAAAAAUUGCGGGAUGCGGUAACAGCAAAGCCUUAUUCGCCUCUUCACGCCCAUUGUUGGUUUGUUAUUAUAUUUUGUGUAGGUUGUCCUAAUGUCUAUAUUUUUUUCUCACUUUGGUUCAUUUGAGACAGCUUUAAGGGUUAAACAAAUACUCAUAGGUUUUAAUAAGAAUGAACUCGAACCAAUAGAUAGACUGGGUCAAUUUAAUAGUAAUAGAAUAUGAGAGAAAUGUUUAUGUAAAUUUUAAUAGAAUUCUAUAAAAUAAUUUCAAUACUUUACCGUUUUAUUAAUAUCAAUGAAAUAAAUAAGGUUAGAAGUAGCAUUAAUUUUUAAAAAUUUGCAUAGUUGACACUCAUUAAUGACAUGUACUAUUAAUACAUUUUUGAUUCCUUAAUAAAUGAAUU
Pieris rapae (cabbage white) is the source of this 1929-nucleotide messenger RNA. RefSeq names its product ubiquitin thioesterase OTU1 (gene Yod1). Gene Ontology annotation, cellular component: cytosol; nucleus. The transcript has 4 exons. Gene Ontology annotation, biological process: endoplasmic reticulum unfolded protein response; protein deubiquitination. NCBI's taxonomy places the organism in Eukaryota, Metazoa, Arthropoda, Insecta, Lepidoptera, Pieridae. The record is from RefSeq and is a predicted model, not a curated record. Bases 111 to 1046 code for a protein of 311 amino acids. Gene Ontology annotation, molecular function: protein binding; cysteine-type deubiquitinase activity.